GCAACCGACGACUUCUAUAACCGCAUAUACUUCACAUACUUCAACUAUUUCCAGUACAACUAAGACUGUCAGGAAAGAACAGUCAUUUUGCAUCAAGUUCGUGGUGAUCGCACUCGCUGUUUCACUGGCUGUUUUCAUAUGUAUGUUUGUCGCAGUAUUUUGCUGGUUCAGAAAGAAAUCAGGACAAAAACAAAUACAGAUUAAAUCAUCUAGAAAUCCAUCAAAAAGAAUUGCAGCCUUUAAUACAAGAUCAUGUGGACAAGAACAAAGAAACAUCAGCAACGCAAACUCAGAGGGUGUACAGAUAGUGGGCCUAGAUGCUGUACAAUAUGCUGCACCAGUCGAUGACAUAGACUACCCAAAACCAUCCACUCAUAACAUGACACAUGAUAUACUAUAUGAUACGGAUCUAUCGACCUACUCUGAAGUGCAUGAUGCAAUACCACCAUCUGCUAAGUUGACCUCCAUAUAUUAUGAUGAUGAAAACCUAUACUUGAAUCCA
Actinia tenebrosa (Australian red waratah sea anemone) is the source of this 502-nucleotide messenger RNA. RefSeq lists its product as uncharacterized. The record is from RefSeq and is a predicted model, not a curated record. Lineage: Eukaryota; Metazoa; Cnidaria; Anthozoa; Actiniaria; Actiniidae.